Molecule: messenger RNA, 1470 nt
Organism: Fomitiporia mediterranea MF3/22
Lineage: Eukaryota; Fungi; Basidiomycota; Agaricomycetes; Hymenochaetales; Hymenochaetaceae
Product: beta-1,4-mannosyltransferase
Exons: 8
Coding region: 1-1470 (489 amino acids)
Cellular component (GO): endoplasmic reticulum
Molecular function (GO): mannosyltransferase activity
Source: RefSeq, a predicted model, not a curated record
AUGUAUCACGCUGAGAGUUUUGCGAAUGCGCACUUUCAGACGUAUUUGGUGGGCUAUUCAGGCUCGAAACCAAUACCCUCGUUGGAGCGAUUGAACGUGGAAUUUGUCCACCUUGCUGAGACGCCAAGUCUGUUCAAGGGACUCCCAUUCCUUCUACUUGCACCUAUCAAAAUCGUUGUUCAAGUUUGCACGAUUCUGAAUGCCUUACUACGUGCCAUCCCACAUCCGCCGGAGUACAUUAUCGUGCAGAACCCUCCAAGUAUCCCUACUCUCGCGCUAGUGCAGCUUGUCUGCAAACUUCGGGGUAGCAAGCUUAUUAUUGAUUGGCAUAACCUUGGAUAUAGUAUCCUAGCACUGAAACUAGGCGAAAAGCAUAUUCUCGUAAAAAUUGCUAAGAAGUUUGAGAAGUUCUUUGGCCGAUCAGCGCACAUACAUCUUUUCGUAACUAAAGUGAUGCUGGAUCAUCUAGCCAAGGAAUGGGAGUUGCAGGGGACUAAGACUGUCCUACAUGACCGACCGCCGUCCUAUUUUAAACGUGCUGAAGUCUUCGAGAGUCAUGAUCUUUUCAACAAAUUAACACCCUCACUCUCCUCCCACACCCUCACCCAAUUCUUCCCAAAAUACACCUCUCCACGCUCAACGCCCUUCACUCAACUCUCCACACAGCCACACGCUUCAUUCGAUCCACUCACAUUCGACUCCGAGCUCUCUAAUCCAUCCUCUCCCGGGUCAACGUUCGCGACUUUACGAGCUGACCGUCCAGCACUUGUCGUAAGCUCAACGUCAUGGACGCCCGACGAAGAUUUCGGGUUACUCCUCGAUGCGUUGACGGAAUACGAGAAAUGCGCCAGAGAAAUAAAUUCUUCGGCUGACUCGAAGAAGAAGUUACCGAAGUUAUUGGCUAUCGUCACUGGCAAAGGUCCUCAAAAAGAAUUCUAUAUGAAUGAAGUUAUGCGAAGGGAGAGAGAGGAGGGAUGGAGGUGGGUGAGGUGUAGGAGUUUGUGGUUGGAGGCGGAGGAUUACCCUAUUUUACUAGGCUCUGCAGAUCUUGGUGUUUGUCUACACUCGAGUUCCUCGAAUUUGGACCUUCCAAUGAAAGUAGUUGAUAUGUUCGGAUGUGGACUACCCGUCUGUGCACUCGACUUUCCUUGUCUAUCCGAACUCGUCAAAAGCGGUCAAAACGGACACACCUUCCGAACUUCCUCUGAACUCACCAACCAACUCGCCGACCUCCUGUUAGGGUUCCCAGAUGCCCAGGGCCUCGCGAACUUGCGUGCGUCGUUCACGCGUAGUAUGACGUCCUCGACAGGGAGCUCCGAAUACAGACAUCAUGAACAUCACCAUUCUCAUCAUUAUCAAGAUCGCGAGGAGGAAGAGCUGGGAUGGUGCUCGUGGAGUGAGAAUUGGAACUGCGUGUUGAAGCCUCUUGUUUUGAGUGAUGUUGAGAGGGAGGAGACGCAAAUGCGUUAA